Molecule: messenger RNA, 1617 nt
Organism: Diaporthe amygdali
Lineage: Eukaryota; Fungi; Ascomycota; Sordariomycetes; Diaporthales; Diaporthaceae
Product: recombination protein rad52
Exons: 3
Coding region: 1-1617 (538 amino acids)
Biological process (GO): double-strand break repair via single-strand annealing; mitotic recombination; double-strand break repair via homologous recombination
Cellular component (GO): nucleus
Source: RefSeq, a predicted model, not a curated record
AUGCCUGCCCCAGGCGACCAACACACCAUAAUCGCCAACCCUUUCGAGGAAGCCAAGCCUCGCGUCUCAGAAUACACAGCUCAGGAAAUAGCGACGCUGCAGUCCCGCCUCGAGAAACAACUCGGGCCCGAGUACCUGUCAGCACGCACGGGGCCUUCGGGGCAGAAGGUCCACUACAUCGCCGCCGAGAAAUGCAUCGCCCUCGCCAAUGAGGUCUUUGGAUUCAAUGGCUGGUCAUCCAUGAUCAAGGAAGUGCAGGUGGACUUUGUUGACGAGCACCCCCAGACGCUCAAGAUCUCCCUGGGAUUGUCCGUCAUUGUCCGCGUAACGCUUCGCGAUGGAACAUUCCAUGAGGACAUUGGCUACGGCCACAUCGAGAACUGCAAAGGCAAGGCGGCGGCUUUCGAAAAGGCGAAGAAGGAGGGAACCACAGAUGCCUUGAAGAGGGCGCUGAGGAAUUUUGGCAACGUGCUGGGGAACUGCAUUUACGACAAGGACUACCUGAAGAAGGUCACAAAGCUGAAGCUCGAGCCCAGCAAGGGUUGGGAUGAGAGUGAGCUGCAUCGACAUGCAGAUUUUACCAAGAAGGUUGAGAUCAAGAAAGAGCCGUCUGCCCGAGAUCUCGGUAGCGCAGCAUCUGCCGCUAUCGAAUCAUUUGAUGAGGACCUUCUUGGAGAGUUCGAUGAGGUCGAUUUCAACAUGGUGGAUGACGACCAUCCUGACGAGGUUUCACUACCAGAAAGCGCGAAGCCCACUCCUCAGACCAACAACAGACCCAACCCACAAGCCAUGCAGCCGCCUUCGAGACCUCUGUCAAGGUCACAAUCAGCCGGUAACCCACCACGGCCACCCCAAACUCCCGUCCAAGGUCAACAGCAUUCACGACCGGCGGCGCCGAACCACCCUGCUCAGAAUGCUCCGCGACCACAACAACAAAACCAGCCCCGGCCUCAGGCCGGCGGCACUGUGCAAACCAACAAGUCAAGCAAUAACGGCCCUCUUCAGACACCACCACAGGCGCCGAAUGAGAGCUCAGGCAACGUGCAAGCAGUGGGAUUCUUUUCCGCUCGCGCGGUCAAACAACUGGCUGGUCAUAAAGACGACGAAGUAAAGCUGCCCACCGCACCCUCAGUCGCGCAGGUCUUCAAUCCCCACGCGGAAACCCCCAAUGUCCUCAAGACACCUGGGAUCGAUUACAGCCAAACGAAGCCCCUCGGCAGAGACUUGAAGCCCCAGCCACCAGUCCAGCGUGACGAGAACGGUAACAUUAUUGGAGGCGAAGACUCUGGCCCGCCGCCCUCUACCCCUAGCAUGAACAACGGCUUCAACCGGGCCGGGCCUGCGCAGAGGGGCAACGUCGUCAACCCGCAGCUCAACCAGACGAGACGCAUCGGGGCUCCGUUGGGCCCGGGCAGUCCCUUGGGCAACAGAGGUCAGUACCGCCCGCCGACGUUCAAGAGGCCCCCGCCCGGUGAGGGCAACAACGGUGGUGCCGGUGGAGGUGGUGCGAGACCCGCGCUGGCUGAGGUUUCGACGAAUGGCACGGCCAGUGUCGCUGCCGCGGGAGGAGGGGUUGGUGGCAUUGGCGGUGAUCCCAAGAGGCAGAAGAUUGGCUGA